Mangifera indica (mango) is the source of this 1755-nucleotide messenger RNA. Its product is annotated as L-Ala-D/L-amino acid epimerase. Gene Ontology annotation, molecular function: racemase and epimerase activity, acting on amino acids and derivatives. The transcript has 7 exons. The coding region runs from base 75 to 1316 and encodes 413 amino acids. Lineage: Eukaryota; Viridiplantae; Streptophyta; Magnoliopsida; Sapindales; Anacardiaceae. The record is from RefSeq and is a predicted model, not a curated record.
UCAAAACACUUUUGCAAAGCACUUGCUUUCUUUCAUAGUCAGAAUCUCAAUCAAAUCAAAACCCUGAUAGCCAAAUGAUCUCACUUGGAUUAUUUCUUCCUCAAACUCCAAGCCUCCGCAUACCCAUUUGCAAAAUGGCAGUAUCGUCAUCUUCAGCAUCAGCGGCCCCGCCAAGACAAUCUACAAGCUUUGGCUUCAAAAAUUUGACACAGACCCUCAUUGUUGAUGUCCAGAGAGCUGAGAACAGGCCGUUGAAUGUGCCAUUAAUUGCUCCUUUUACCAUAGCCUCUUCAAGGCUCGACAAAGUGGAGAACGUGGCCAUUCGAAUAGAGCUCAAUAAUGGGUGUGUUGGGUGGGGUGAGGCUCCUAUUUUGCCUCAUGUGACAGCUGAGGAUCAAGAGACUGCUAUGGUGAAAGCUGGCGAGGCUUGUGAGGUUUUGAAGAAGAGUCCAGCCAUGGCUCUGGGUUUGGUUUUUGAGAAGAUUGCUGCUUUUCUUCCUGGUCAUCAGUUUGCUUCUGUUAGGGCAGGUGUUGAGAUGGCACUGAUUGAUGCAGUUGCUAAUAGCAUCAGCAUGCCUUUGUGGAGACUUUUUGGUGGAGCUACAAAUAAUAUAACCACUGAUAUAACAAUUCCAAUUGUUUCCCCAGAUGAAGCAGCCAAAUUAGCUUCAAAGUACUGCAAACAAGGAUUCACUACUUUGAAGCUUAAGGUGGGAAAGAAUCUGAAGGCAGACAUAGAAGUUCUGCAAGCGAUACGUGCAGUCCAUCCUGAUUGUUCAUUCAUCCUGGAUGCCAAUGAGGGUUACAAACCCAAUGAAGCUAUUGAAGUUCUCGAAAAAUUAUAUGAAAUGGGAGUGAGUCCAGUUCUUUUUGAGCAGCCAGUGCAUAGAGAUGAUUGGGAAGGUCUUGGUCAUGUUAGUCAUAUUGCCAAAGACAAGUAUGGGGUAUCUGUUGCUGCUGAUGAGAGCUGUCGGGGUUUGGAUGAUGUCAAAAAAAUUAUAAAAGGAAAUCUUGCCAAUGCCAUUAACAUUAAGCUAGCAAAAGUUGGGGUCCUUGGGGCCCUUGAAAUUAUUGAAGUGGCCAGGGCAUCUGGAUUGGACCUGAUGAUUGGUGGUAUGGUUGAAACUAGACUAGCCAUGGGCUUUGCUGGCCACCUUGCAGCUGGCCUUGGCUAUUUCAAAUUCAUUGACCUAGAUACACCUCUACUUCUGGCUGAAGAUCCUGUUCUUGAGGGUUAUGAAGUGUCUGGCGCUGUUUACAAGUUUGCGAAUGCAAGAGGUCAUGGUGGCUUCCUUCAUUGGGACAAUCUUGCAUGAAAACUUGGUUGCUUUGGUAAUUCUGGAACUCUAAGCUGUCAGCAGGUUAAUCUGAUUUUUCAGUUUGACCAUGCUCGUGGUUAAUAAUAAUGCCAGCCUCUGAUUUUUGGGGAUUGGUAGCAAGUAAAUAAGCGUGACAUCAAAGGUCCUAACUUGCUUGGUGUUUGGAGGUAAGAGUUACAGAACCAUUAUUGCAACUUGUAUUAUGGGUUUGGAGAAAAGAUAUUCUUCAAUGGUUUCUAGUGCUGCAGUGCAUAGUGUUGUUUGUUGAGUUUUCCAGUCCAAUUAACACAUGAUUGGUUUAGAACUGUCUGUCUACGGUAUACCAUGUUUCAUGAAUAAUUCUGUAUUCAUGUUUAUCUCUAUUUAAUCUCUACGAAAUCCUAGAUGAAAACUGUUUAACUUUUGAUAUGAAUUUUAUCUUCGUGAAUUUGUGCCA